CCCGAGCACGUCAUGUAGGCCCAUUCAUAGCGGGGUAACAAUUAGAAGCCUUAGUAAUAUUCUCGCCAUCCUUGUGCAACCGCAAAACAACUACUAUAACCAUCAUCUUAACGCCUUUAAACGACCUGACAAGUUCGCUCAAUCUCAGAUCUUCACCAACAAUCAAGAUGGCGCAAUCCCUCCGCUCCCUCCUCGGCGCAACCGCGGGCACAGCAUCGCCGUCCGACUCCGCGCUCCUCAUCAUCGACGCCCAAAACGAGUAUGCUUCUGGAGCAUUGACCGUCACCAAUGCACCGCAAAGCCGAAAAGUGAUUGCAGAUUUGCUUGAGAAGUAUCGUGCUGCGAAUAGCAAGAUCGUGCAUAUCCUACAUAAAACGCCGGAAGGUGCACCAAUCUUUACUCCCGGAACGGACUUUGCAGAUGAGUUCAAGGAGUUGAAACCAAAGGACGGCGAGACGACGAUUGGGAAGCAAUUUCCCGGCGCCUUCGAACAGACUAACCUUCAUGAAACCCUAGAAUCGUUGGGCGUAAAGAAAGUGGUAUUGGUGGGAUACAUGGCUCAUGUUUGUGUCUCUACGACAGCUCGCGAAGCGUCUCAAAAGGGUUAUGAGGUUAUCCUAGUUGAAGACGGCAUCGGCGAUCGCGAUAUCCCUGGCGUCAAGGGUGACGAAGUCACGAGGGUUGCGCUAGCAGAGUUGGCGGAUGCGUUCGGCACAGUUGUGAAGAGCUCCGAGAUUAAGUAGGUAUAUAAACGAGGGGCAACCUAACUCAAGCAGAAUGAAGGAAUAGACUGAGAACAAUGGGUUGUCCCGAGUGCAAAAGUAUCAACUAAACGGGCCUACCCUAGCUUCAUAACAGUAACAGUAUGCACAUACUUCACUUUUCCCGCG
Molecule: messenger RNA, 890 nt
Organism: Cucurbitaria berberidis CBS 394.84
Lineage: Eukaryota; Fungi; Ascomycota; Dothideomycetes; Pleosporales; Cucurbitariaceae
Product: Isochorismatase hydrolase
Exons: 2
Coding region: 168-743 (191 amino acids)
Source: RefSeq, a predicted model, not a curated record